GACGGCAGUGAGGGCGACGACAAGAUGGCGGCACCCAGCCUACUGCGCGGGGCGUUCAGGCGGUUGUUCGCCGGGCUCUGGGGAAGCGGCUGGGUUUCACCACCGGCCAGAACCCUCCGGGAGGUCGUGGAGGUGACUGAAGGCAACACGACCAUAAUUGAAGGGAAAAUUAUAGAGGAUACUGAAACACCAACACCUCCUAACCCCUCUGGCCAGUGUCCUAUCUGUCGCUGGAACCUGAAGCACAAGUACGAUUAUGUGGAUGUGUUGCUGUUGAGCCAGUUUAUCCGUUCUGACGGAGGGAUGCUGCCACGAAGGAUCACAGGCCUCUGUUUGGAGGAGCACAAGAAGAUUGCCGCCUGUGUGCAGAUGGCACACCGUGCAGGUUUGCUGCCAAACCACAGGCCUCUACUUCCUGAAGGACAUGUUCCCAGGAAACCCAAGUUGAACAGGUUCUGACUUCCUGCAGCAGCAAACUGGAAUAGUAUUAUAAAGAGAAUGCUAAAGCAAAUUCGAGCAUAUGAAAAUGCAAGACUGGGCCAGAAUCCCAUCCUGUGGAAAAGAAAUAUCCAUUUACUGAAAGCAAACUAGUUCUUUUUUAGAGACUAUUUUACACCGAACUUGGCCGUCGUAAUUAGUUUGCCUUAUUGAGGCAAGCUGUUGAAAUGGCACCUCCUGUAGAGAAUGGAUGGACUCAAUCUUGAACUUAGUUGCAAUGAAGGGAUUCAACACUGUUAGCUACAGGUGGACAACUUGCCAGGAGCCUGGAGAUUACACCUGAUUUGUUUCACAUGACUGGAAGUCAGGCACAGCAGUUCCAGAGCAAAUAGUCCUUUUCAGUGGUUCCCUUCUGAACUGAGAGAGCUCUGCUCAUCAUUACUGCUUCCAUAAAGAGGCAUGUGGAGAAGCAAAGGCAAGCAAAUGAGUGUCUUCUGCUUUGACUAAAGCGUUUUUCAGUGAUCGGUCUCAACUUGAAAUACGUUUGUAUUGUUUUGACAGGUAUCUGACUCGCUGGUCCGUCAGAUCUGCAAAGCCCAUCUGGAAGAGGGGCCCUAAGUGGUGCAGAGUUCCCAUGCCAGUUGGACACCUUCUUCUGAAGGAUAACGUCAAAUAUAUACACAAGCCGCUUUAUUACAACCACUAGAUUCCUGAACUGGCACAGUCAACGAGCACAGCUGUUUUACACUGUUCUGCUUUUUUGUUUGCAAGUUUGUCGGUAUCUCCGAUUUCCAAAUUCAGAAACUCUCCUUAGUGCUCUGUAUUGUCUCUGGUGAAUGAGCUGCCAUCUGUUCCUCAAGGAAAACACAGGAUUCAGCAAAGCAGAAUUCAACGUCCAGAAUGAUUUUCUGAUGGAGAAUGAUGGAGAAAGCAGGGGGCAAAGAUUUUACCUCAAAGCCAAGAAGGAUCUGAAGGCUUCUGUGUCACUAUAGUCUACUACUGGGUCUGGAAAGGUGGUUUCCUUCUUUUCCCAGAAAUAAAUGGUAAUUCCCCUUUAA
Molecule: messenger RNA, 1496 nt
Organism: Gallus gallus (chicken)
Lineage: Eukaryota; Metazoa; Chordata; Aves; Galliformes; Phasianidae
Gene: MRPS18A
Product: mitochondrial ribosomal protein S18A
Exons: 6
Coding region: 25-459 (144 amino acids)
Biological process (GO): mitochondrial translation
Cellular component (GO): mitochondrial small ribosomal subunit; ribosome
Molecular function (GO): small ribosomal subunit rRNA binding; structural constituent of ribosome
Source: RefSeq, marked validated